This is a messenger RNA of Rhodofomes roseus, 2157 nucleotides long. RefSeq names its product phosphoglycerate mutase-like protein. Bases 99 to 1967 code for a protein of 622 amino acids. The record is from RefSeq and is a predicted model, not a curated record. The transcript is spliced from 13 exons. Lineage: Eukaryota; Fungi; Basidiomycota; Agaricomycetes; Polyporales; Fomitopsidaceae. Gene Ontology annotation, molecular function: acid phosphatase activity.
CAGGUUGACGCGGACACUCAGCUGCACAGUCCGUCCCCGCACGCUCGCACCUCCUCUCUGGCGGGCAUUCCACCCGGACGACUCCCGGCUCGUCUAAGAUGAGCUCUCGUGAAGAGUCCAGCGGUUCUGAGGAGUACAAGUAUUAUGUUCAAGACAACUCCGAAAGCGAGGCAUUGCUUCCACUCCCGGUCGCGACAGAGCACCAGCAGGAGUCCCCGCGCAAGCCGCAGACAACGCCGAGGUGUACUACGUCUCAUUCUCCUUGGAUCCUGUGCCUAGCUUUCCUUGGGGGUGCUUUAACAUGCGUUGUUUUGCAGUACGUUGCCGGCACGCACCAGUGGUUGGGGACUGGUGGUCAUCCCGCUGCUUCUGACCAUGCGCACGUACUCGCUCCUCCCUACGUUGGCUCUACCGAGGUCCACCAUUUCCCGCCUUCCUCACCAACCAACGCAUUCCCUUCAUUAUUCCCUACGGACGUUGGUCAUGCCGGACCUACCCCCACGGGCGCGGAACCCGCACUUAUCGCCACCGCCCCUUCGUAUCCCAUUCACAGCGGUGCUGCUCACCUUGUAUCCCCGGUGUUUGAAAAGCACAAGUCAAACCAUACCGAAUUCAGCCUGUUCAAGCAUUGGGGCAACUUGUCGCCAUGGUGGAGUGUCGGAAAGGGUGCUUUUGGCCUAGACUCGACUCCUGAGCCGCCGGAGACUUGUAGGAUUACUGGGCUGCACUUCCUGCAUCGUCAUGGCGCUCGAUACCCAACUGGAUGGGCGUCGUAUGGUGGUCCGGUCAACUUUGCGGCGAAGCUGAACAAGUAUGCCGAUCGCUGGACCGCAAAGGGAAGUCUGGCCUUCCUUAACGACUGGACCUACAAACUCGGCGAGGAGAUCCUGACACCUUUCGGGAGGCAGCAACUAUUCGACCUCGGGGUCUCCUUAAGGAUGAAGUACGGUUUCCUGUUGAAGAACUUCACAGAGACCAAUACUAUACCUGUCUUCCGCACGGAGUCUCAAGACCGUAUGCUUGCAUCAGCGCUCAACUUCGCGAUCGGGUUCUUUGGCUACCCAUUCGAGGGACAAUACGAACAGAGUAUUACCAUAGAAGAGAACGGUUACAACAACACUCUCGCUCCUUACAAGACAUGUCCGAAUGCUGCCAACGCGGCGAAGGCUGACCGUGCUUACCCCUACGUUUCUCAAUGGGUAUCCAUCUAUCUCAAGAAAGCGCUCGAUCGUCUGCAGCCGCAGCUGAAGGGCGUGGAUCUGACCAUUGAAGAUGUCUACACGAUGCAGCAGAUGUGUGCAUAUGAGACCGUAGCUAUCGGUUAUUCGAAGUUUUGCGAACUGUUCACUGAAGAAGAAUGGAAAGGGUUUGAUUAUGCCAUGGACCUGUACUUCUGGUACGACUCUGCGUUCGGAGCGCCGCUUAGCAAAGUCCUGGGCAUAGGCUACAUCCAAGAGCUUGUGGCUCGGCUUACACACAGCCCUGUCGAGACCCACAACUCAUCUACCAACGCGACUCUGCAUGGCAGCCCGCUUACAUUCCCUCUCAAUCAGAGCUUGUACGUCGAUGCGACACAUGAAGUCGUCGUAUUGCAUGUCAUCACUGCGCUCAACUUGACGGCACUUGCUGCCAACGGCCCCUUGCCCGCUGAUCAUAUACCCGAGAAUCAGUCCUUCAAGGCCUCUAACCUUGCGCCGUUCGCAACAAACAUCCAGUUCCAACUGCUGUCAUGUUCAUCCACUCCUGAUCCGCAAAUUAGGAUCAUCGUCAACGACGGCGUUGUUCCGCUGACAGGCAUCAAGGGCUGUCCGCAGCAGAAGGACGGGAUGUGUCCCGUCGACACUUUUGUGGCGGCGCAGAAGGAGAUCAUACAGGAGACGGACUGGGAGUGGGGCUGCCAUGGCGAUUGGGAGGUCCCACAGGGCCCCGCCUGGAACACCACGACAGGGUCGCCCCCUCCGCGAUAAGAUCUCCUGACUAGCCAUUAUUAGGGCAUGAGGCGUGGACACUGCCGCGCGCCGGCUGCUGGUUCGCGCUCACCUCCGUAAGCUUGUUCGUGUGCGGGAUGGCGAACGCACCUGUUCGGGUGGCUCUUACUGUUCAUCGUAGACUCACUGGUUAUACAUUGGAUGGAAUGACAUUUGUUAUACCUAUAAA